Messenger RNA from Triplophysa dalaica, 3376 nucleotides. RefSeq lists its product as uncharacterized. Bases 128 to 2707 code for a protein of 859 amino acids. Lineage: Eukaryota; Metazoa; Chordata; Actinopteri; Cypriniformes; Nemacheilidae. The transcript has 30 exons. The record is from RefSeq and is a predicted model, not a curated record.
AUGACAUGAACAUUUUGAGUGCAAGUUACCUUUAGAGAAGACCUUCUAUUUACUGACAUCUGAUAAGAUCUGACAUAUGCAAAUAGAAUAACAUUUCAUCUAUUUAGCACUAGGAAAUAACAUCAAAAUGCCCAACAAAAAUAAAUCAACAACUCAAAAUAUUUCCAGUGAACCACCAACGGAGGAAAAGUUGUACACUGGAUACUUGCACAAGUCCCCAUUUCUCUCAAAAGGCAUGAAAUCAUGGAAGAAACGUUUGUUUGUACUUUCUAAGACGGGUGAGAAAUAUCAUCUGUUUUACUACAGAAACCAUGAUAAGAAGGGGAAGAUAGACCUUUCAAGGGUCAGUAAAAUUGGUACAUGUCCCGAGGACCAUCAGAUGUGGAACUGGAUCCAGGAAAACUUCAAGUGUUCGUCUGCUUCCGUGCUGCUUCUGAGGGUGGAAGACUUCAUGCCAAAACAUGCAAGAGAAUAUUUUCUCAUUGGAGAAAACAGUGAGGAGGUGGAUCAAUGGAUUAAGGAGUUACUAAAAGUUUUGAAAACUCAAACAUCAGAAAAUACAGUGCAAGUAACAGAUGACAGUCUUCAGCAGAAGAACAGAUCAAUAUCUGCACCUUUACCCAACUCUGAAGAUUGUGAUGAAGAGUUGGUUAGGAAUAGAAGUCGUAUGGAAAAAUGCCUCUCUGAGCAGUCAGACUCUCUAUGUAUAUUCACUUUCAAGCCAAUGAUGGGCGAUGUUUCUGACAAGUUAAGUGAUAUAACACUUAGUGAUGAUGACAGUGAUGAUAUGGAGGAACAGCCAGAAACCACAGAGGACAGUGCAUACAUAGAUAUGGCAUCAGUGCGUAAGGCAUUCCAACAGGAAGAGGAGGAUCGCCUUGAGACAAAUGAAAGCGCUGAUUCUGUUGAUUCCAGCCAAGACUUGUGUAAUGCUGUACACAACAAGGAUAAAGAAAGACCAAUGCCACGUGCAGCGCUGAGGCGUCCGAAGGGCUCUAUUUCGGAAAUGAAUGGAAAUUGUGUCUCUACUGACAUGAAUGAAGUACUUCUAAACAAGAGAGAAACACUAGCACUUGUUGAGACGGAGAUCAGCAUUACAAGAAAUGAUCUCGAUACAAGUUUGAUCUUCACAGAGGAAGACGGAAAACUACGUGUGUCUGAAUGUAAGCAGACUGAGAGUUUGUUCCAUAAGGGAGAUCAGAUCCUGGCCUUCAAUGACGUGCUGAUAGACUCAGUGGAGGAGAUACAGAAAUUCACAAAAAGGCUUAGCAAGGAUGAGGCAAAACUGACUGUUCUGAGACAGCCUGGAUCCGAGCCUCUCCACCUUCCUCCUAAAACUACCAUAGGAACGUGCACACUGCGAGUGCAAGAUAACAGAAGACACUGUGUGACAUCUGCUAAGGACUUAAGCAACAGCAUCCAAAUGUUCACCAAACAAAGAUCAACACCGACUGCAAAAUUUUACAAUAAUAAUGAACCAUCAAAGGUGGAAGAGUUGUACAGUGGAUACAUGCACAAGUCCCCUGCUUUCACUGGCAUUACUAAAGGAAAGGGCAAAGCAUGGAAACGCCGUUUCUUUGUACUUUACAAGAUGGGCGAGGACACCUAUCAUCUGGCAUACUACAGAAACAACGAGAAGAGGGAGAAGCCUUUGAGGAAAAUAGACCUUUCCAAAGUCGAUUUGAUUUUUUCACGCCCUGAGAAUCAUCAGAUGUGGGACCAUAUCCAGAAAACGUUCAAGUGUCCGUCCGCUUCCGUGCUGCGUCUGAGGGUGGUAGACUUCAUGCCAAAAUGUCCAAGAGAUUAUUUCCUCAUUGGAGAAAACAGUGAGGAGGUGGAUAAAUGGGAGAAGGAGUUAUUGAAAGUUAUAAAGACUUUAGGGAAUAAAGUGCAAGUAAAAGAUGACGGUCUUCAAAAGGGAAGCAGAUUAAGAGCAAUAUCUGAGCCUAUACCUAAGUCUCCACCUUAUGAUGAAGGGAUGAAGGCAAAUGACCUUAACCCCUUUCGGCUGUCUGCACCCACAUUCGCUUUCCGGACAACGCCAGAGAGCCAUUAUGCUGUUCCCAGCAACUUUCCAAGUUAUGCACCAUGCAAGGAAGAUUUUUGCAGUGAUGAUGACGAUGAAGAUGACACAGAAGAAAAUACAGAGGACGGCGAUAUAUACAUGAAUAUGGCGUCAGUCCAAGAGGUGUUGGCUAGAGGUGUGAAGAAUGACUUCGAAGAGGAUGCAUGUUUUCAGACAAAUACCCCUACAGUCACAAAAGCUGUUGAGUCCAGCCAGGAUUUGUGUAACGCUGCAGACAAUCAGAAGAAGGAGAGUUCAAUGAGAAAAAACAGUGCAGAGCUGAGGUGUUCGAAGGGCUCUCUUUCAGACUUUAAUGGCAAUUUUGCUUCUACUGAGAUAAACAAGAGCGAAACACAGGAACCGGUUGAGAAGGAGAUCUAUGUUAAGCUUAAUGACCUGCGUGGAAGUUUGAUAUUCACACAGGAACAAGGAAAACUAUGUCUGUCUGAAUGUAAGAAGAAUGAGACCUCACAUAUGUUCCAUAAGGGGGAUCAGAUCGUGGCAUUCAAUGACCUGUUGAUAGACUCAGCGGAGGAGAUACAGGAAUACAUUAAAAAGCUUAGCAAGGAUGAGGUUAAACUGACGAUUCGACGGUAUCUGGGAUCCCAGCCUUUCCAUGCUGUAUCCUUUUCAACCACCUGAAACAAAACGACACGCUACAAUGAAGAGUUUCUUCUUGGAAUGAUUUGUAAAAUCGUCACUUUGACAGAAAACAGAAAUUAGGACAUUAGCAGAUCAUCAUACAGCACCGACUAAUCUUCUGUAUCUUAUGUAUUAAGAUAUAACAAUAUAUAAAGUCGCAAUGCAAUCUAACAGGAAAAUUUGAAGUGUUUUACACAGUGUUGCAGUGAUUAUUAUAAAUGAUUUAUCUUAUCACACCAUUGUCACAACAAACCAAUCAAAAUGGGAAGGAGGUAAAUAAACCUCCGCCCUACCUUUAUCAAAUUUCAGAAGCCGUUUCACUCGGAUACACAUCAUGAUGUGGAAAAGAGGUCAAUCGAAACUUCUGUUGCAUUGUGACUUUAAAUGAUAGUAAAUUAUAGUGACCAUAAACUGUAUAUAAAGUAUGAAGAUAAAAUUAUAGGAGACUGGUGAUGGGUAAACUGUAUGUCUAUGUGACCAUGAGGCACAAAAUAAUAAAAUAAACAAGUAUUACACUGACAUAUGUAGGAAAAUCAACUGUGAAAACGUUUGACUUCUUUAAAGCUGCACUUUUCUUUUUAAUACACUGAGACACUUUAAUGUUUGUAUGCACAUGUUUCAUUCUGUAUUUUGUUUUGUUGCCCAAAAAUCAUAUACUGUGGCAUUUUG